Molecule: messenger RNA, 2753 nt
Organism: Solea senegalensis (Senegalese sole)
Lineage: Eukaryota; Metazoa; Chordata; Actinopteri; Pleuronectiformes; Soleidae
Product: cytochrome P450 4V2-like
Exons: 11
Coding region: 55-1587 (510 amino acids)
Molecular function (GO): iron ion binding; heme binding; oxidoreductase activity, acting on paired donors, with incorporation or reduction of molecular oxygen
Source: RefSeq, a predicted model, not a curated record
UGCUGCUUUACACACGUACUGUAAACUGUGUGUCCACCACUGCUGGAGGAGAAGAUGGCGGCUGUACUCGGUACUUCCAUGGUAACUCUGGUCGGAGUCAGCGUCUUCAUCGCUGCGCUGACCUACAUCACUUACAAGUUGAUCGGCGGUUACCUGAACAAGUGGUUUAUGCUGAAAUCUGUGCCUGAGUUGGAGGGAACUUAUCCCCUCAUUGGAAACGCGCUACAGUUGAAAACCAGUUCUGGGGAUUUCUUCCGUCAAAUUGAAGAGAUAACCCGUAUGUUCUAUGACGCACCGCUCUUUAAGCUUUGGAUUGGACCGGUGCCAUUUCUGAUUCUGUUUCAUGCUGAAACUGUUGAGACACUUCUGAACAACUCCAUUCACAUGGACAAAGCCUAUGCAUACAACUUCCUCCACCCUUGGCUUGGAACUGGACUUCUCACUAGCACUGGGGCUAAGUGGCGUCAGCGGCGGAAGAUGUUGACACCCACCUUCCACUUCUCCAUCCUGACAGACUUCAUGGAGGUGAUGAACGAGCAGGCGGAUGUGCUGUUGGAGAAGCUGGAGAAAAAGGCCGGGAAAGGAAAAUUCAACUGCUUCAGCGACGUCACUCUCUGUGCUCUGGACAUCAUCUGUGAAACUGCCAUGGGAAAGAAAAUUAAUGCUCAGAAUGACACUGAAUCGACCUAUGUUGAAUCUGUGUACAAAAUGAGUGACAUUGUCUCCCGCCGACAGAGGAAACCUUGGUUUUGGCCUGACGCCCUGUACAAAAUCUUUGGUGAUGGUCGGGCUCAUGACAAGAAUCUGAAGGUUCUACACGAGUUCACAUACAGCGUCAUCCGUGAAAGAGCAGCGGAGCUUUCCUCUCAAGAAUCAGACGCUGACCAGGGCAAGAAGAAAAGACAGGCAUUUCUGGACAUGCUCUUGAAGACGACAGAUGAGAAUGGCAAUAAGAUGAGCCACCAGGACAUUCAAGAGGAAGUUGACACCUUUAUGUUUGAGGGUCAUGAUACAACAGCCGCAGCUAUGAACUGGGCCCUUCAUCUGAUCGGCUCUCACCCUGAGGUGCACAGCAAAGUCAACGAAGAACUUCAGGAAGUGUUCGGUUCAUCUGACCGGCACGCAAACACAGAAGAUCUAAAGAAGCUCAAAUACCUGGACUGUGUGAUCAAGGAGGCGCUGCGAUUGUUUCCCUCUGUGCCUUUCUUUGCCCGCAGCAUCUGUGAGGACUGCCAUAUCAAGGGUUUCAAGAUUCCCAAAGGUGCCAACGCAAUCAUCGUCACGUACGCUCUUCACCGCGACCCGAGAUACUACCCCGAACCCGAGGAGUUCAGACCUGACCGCUUUCUACCCGACAACUGUGUGGGAAGGCCGCCUUAUGCUUACAUCCCCUUCUCUGCCGGACUCCGCAACUGUAUCGGCCAGCGUUUCGCGCAGAUGGAAGAGAAGGUGGUUCUGUCAUCCAUUCUGCGUAAGUUCAAUGUUGAAGCUUGUCAGAAACGAGAGGAGCUGCAGCCGAUUGGAGAACUCAUCCUCCGACCAGAGAAAGGCAUCUGGAUCAAACUGGAAAGGAAAGCGACGUCAUAAAAACACUGCUCACAAAUGCCUUAGCUCUCAGUAUAUGAUCCUUAAUGGCCUUUAUUAAUUCACUAUAAUCUUCAUGUCUUGUUUUUUUUACAAUUAUAAAAUACUGAUCUUUCUACAUUCUUAUUGUGUAUCUUUGUAUUAAAAAAGACUUUCCUAUGCCCUAAAAAUAUUUGAAUACAAACAAGAUCAUAAUGACUUGUUAUGAUUUCAUCUUAUUAAUGCUAACAAUAAAAAUGGAAUUACUAACCUAAAAGAUUUUGCUGAGUGAUAUUUAAUCCGUUUUGGGAUAUAAAUUGGGUCAUUUUAAAUCACAUUACUGAUAAUUAACUCGAUAGAAAUGAGAUCAAUGAUGCUCGUGCAUUAGAAACUUUUCAUUGCUUUCCAUUUUCUAGGUCACAGCUUUUGUAAUGAGAAGAAGUGCCCGACAUUUAACAAUUCUACCCAUUUAUAAAGACUUUUACUCUUUCAGAGCUGCAAACCUAGACGAACAACGUUGACACAAGAAUGAUUAGAAAUGUUUUAAUAGAUUAGGAAAACAUGCUUGAAAAGCACCUGCAAACACCUGAACAAAGAUAAGUAUGAAUGUCAAUUUUCAUUUACAUUUAGUUCUUUUCUUUGAUUCCAUACAUCUUUAAAUAAUUGUUUAUAGUUUUUUUUAUGAGUCGUCUUACUGUAAAUCAGUUUUACAUUCCUACAUGAGUCAUUGUGUCUUCUAAGGACACAGUGUUUCUCAUAACAAGCCUUGCUCGACUGAGCUCAUCAUGUGCACAGUUUACAUGUCCACUCGUGUGCGUGGGAUUUCUCUGCAUACUCUGGCCUCCCUGGGGCAGAUUGGGGUUAGAUUAACUCUAAAUAAGCCAUAGGUGUGAACAUCUGCCCAGUGACAGACUGGUGAUGUAUCCAUGGUGCACAGCAACUCUCACUCAAUGACAGAUCUGUACCAUUUUGUCCUAGGCAGGAAGUUAAUAUAUACUUGGUUUGUUUAUUGCUCAAGAGCAGCUGUUACUUCACUUGGCAGCACAAGAUUUCCUUUCGAGUCACAGUUUAUUACCCUCGAGCGCUUUGAGGUGCUAGUAAUUCAAAAAAUGUCAACGAGACAAAAGAAAAACAAACAUCUGAUGCAAUGAUUUUGGGACUGUAGUAUCAAUAAAGACCCUAAAACAUUC